Molecule: messenger RNA, 984 nt
Organism: Aspergillus steynii IBT 23096
Lineage: Eukaryota; Fungi; Ascomycota; Eurotiomycetes; Eurotiales; Aspergillaceae
Gene: yth1
Product: cleavage polyadenylation factor RNA-binding subunit YTH1
Exons: 1
Coding region: 78-842 (254 amino acids)
Molecular function (GO): RNA binding; metal ion binding
Source: RefSeq, a predicted model, not a curated record
CUCUCGUCAAUUCAUUAUUCCUUGUUUAUCCCCCUUCUUGAAUCCUAUUCUCACGUUCUCCUGGGAGCUUCACCAUUAUGGCUGCAGAUGUAAGCCACACUGCGGCGCAAAUCCUAUCCACCGACAGUGCGCGCGACCCGAGCUACGAUGAAUUCUCCUUCCUACCUUUCCUCCGCCAGAACUUCAGCUUCGGCCUCGCCAGCGACGUCCCCGUCUGCAAAGCCUACAGCGAGGGCCACUGCCCUCUAGGACCGGCAUGUCCGGAUCGCCAUCCCACACCGUCGCGAGUCACGACGUCCACCACGACCGCCUCCGGACUGGCACCGUCCACCACUCACGGAUCGCUUGUCUGCAAGCAUUUCCUCAAGGGUCUCUGUAAAAAGGGCCUGAAAUGCGAAUACCUACACGAAUACAACCUUCGACGGAUGCCGGAAUGUCAGUCCUUCUCGCGGUCCGGCUACUGCCCCAACGGCGACGAUUGCCUCUACCAACAUGUGCGGGAACAAGCCCGACUCCCCCCCUGCGAACAUUACGAUCGGGGAUACUGUCAGCUGGGACCUCUAUGCGCGAAGCGUCAUGUGCGUCGACGCAUUUGCCAGUACUAUCUGGCGGGAUUCUGUCCGGAGGGUAAAACCUGCGUCCAUGCCCAUCCACGAUGGACCGAGAAUCUCCCGCGACCUUCUGUGCGGGUCGAGAAGAGCGAAGAGGAACUGGAGCGCGAGAAGAUCUUGAUCCGGGAGGAGCAAGAAAGGGAGAAGGAACGGGAGCGAGAAUGGAGGUCCGAACGUGGCCGCGGCGGGGGGUUCAUGCGCGGUCGGUUCCGGGGACGAGGACGUGGUUAAGACUUUUCCCAGACGGAGAGACUCUGGCGAGCAUUUGGUGUUGAAUUUUGAAGUUUCUACGAUCAUCUAAAGAUACCCUAUUCGAGGCAUUUAACAGUUAACCCUACCCACGGGAAGAGCCAAUGCGAUUUGUACCAAUGGC